AUGUUGGGUGGUGAUGUUGAAGAGUUUGUCAGCUGUGUUAACUGCUGGGAUGAAACCACUAAGCCAAUUACCCUUGAUUGUGGACACACUAUUUGUAUGACUUGCUUCUGGAAGAAAUCCUCUUCAUCUUCAUGCUGCACUUCAUGCUGGGAAUACUCCCAGCUGAAAACUCUUCAAGAUGACAUUGUCAUGUACCCUGAAGGAGAAGGCAUGUGUGAGAUACACCUUGAAGAACAGAAGCAGUUCUGUCAUAGCAACAAGACCCUACUCUGUGUGACCUGCUCUAGAUCACAGGAGCACAGACAUCACAUACACUGGCCCAUUACAGUGGCUGCUCUUCGCUACAGGAAACAAAUAAAGUUAUAUCUGGUAAUCUUGAACAACCGGUUAAAAAAAAUUCAGGAACUUCUACUUAAAGAGAAAGAAAGACCGAUUUCAUGGAUCAUCAAAUGCAUUGACUACAAAGAUAUGCCCAGAAAAACAUAUGGGAAAAAAGGUCAGGUGGUAUCUAAAUACAUGAAGGCUAAGGAGAAGAAACCAAAAAAGGAAGAACUUGUUCUAGAGAGGAUAAAGAAGAAAUUGAAUGAGCUUUAUCAGAGGCUAAAGGAGAAAGAGGCCAUCCAGGAAUGUAAAAUCCUGAAACAAAAGAAGGAGUGGGAGGCCAUGAUGUCCAGCCAAAGGGGAUUCUUAACAGACUUGAUCACUGAGCUGCAGGAAAAAAGUCAGAAACCAGACCUGCAGAUGUUACAGGCUGUGACAGAAACAAUGGAAAGGUAUGUUUCUAUUUAG
Phascolarctos cinereus (koala) is the source of this 789-nucleotide messenger RNA. The record is from RefSeq and is a predicted model, not a curated record. NCBI's taxonomy places the organism in Eukaryota, Metazoa, Chordata, Mammalia, Diprotodontia, Phascolarctidae.